Messenger RNA from Hyalella azteca, 7828 nucleotides. RefSeq lists its product as uncharacterized. The transcript has 16 exons. The record is from RefSeq and is a predicted model, not a curated record. Lineage: Eukaryota; Metazoa; Arthropoda; Malacostraca; Amphipoda; Hyalellidae. The coding region runs from base 12 to 5987 and encodes 1991 amino acids.
UUGAUUAUUUUAUGUCUAAUCUUGAUGACCAAAAACAGGGGGCUCUUGGUGAGCCCUCGGGUGUAGAGUUUUCAGUUACUCCUGAUGAGCUAUCCAUCUUGAAUGAUUCAGCAUCUGAGAAAGCAGGAAAGGAGGAAUCAGAUCAAAAAGAUGAUGCUGGUGAUGCUUCUGAACUGCCUUCUCAGUCUUCUGCUCCAGGAACUGAAAUUAAAGCAACUAAAAAGACUUUUGUUCCUGUGGUAUUUGACUUGCCAAACUCACCUGUCAUUGAUUCUAGUACUAUCAAUGACAGCGAUGCAGAGUGUUCAUUGAUGCCACCAGGAGAGGAGGUUGAACCUCCUAAGACCUCUGUAGAAUUUUACAGAGGAACUGGAGUUGUGCUAGGACGUUGCAUGGAUGGCAAACCUCAGAGUAACAGCAUGUCAGCUACUUCAUUCUUAGACAAGCUAAAUGCUUUAGAAGCAGCAGUGUCAGCUGCUGCAUCUGCACAGCCUUACACUAUUAGGCAGAACUACAAUACUCCAUCUUCCAAUGCUUUCCCAAUGCAGCCCCAACCACGUCCACGAAUGCCUUAUCGCCCGUUUUUACCAAACAAGAUGGCUCCUCAGUUUUACUCCAGUUUCCCUCCGGGAUUGCCUCCUGUGCAUCCACAUGCCAUGCCCCUUAUGGGUCUUUCAACUCCUGUUGGUGCUCCAUUAAUGACCCCUUACAUGCAGCCAUCAUAUCCUUUUCCAGUUCCUGAGAAUGCUUUUCUACCAAUGGCCAUUCCACCACUUAUUCCUGAUUCAAUGUAUUCUUCAUUCACAUUUUCCCAAAGUCCUCUUAAUCAUUCCCAAAUGCCUGCUGCUGGCUUGAAUCAAAUGGCUGCUUCUGUCAAUGCUCCAUCAUUGCCUUUGCAAUCAGCCACAAACAACCUACAGCCUUCAACAUCUCAGGAGUCUGAGCCAGAUUCUGGUGCUAUCUCAAUCCCUUCUCAAGUUUCAAGUACUCAUGUGACUUCUCCUGCCAAACCUAUAAUAAAUUUUGUCACCAAACCUAAGAACUUCAGUAAUCCAGUUUUGCCAGAAUCAACUUGUGCUGCCAGCAUACAACCUGGAGUUGCAGCAGGGUCAAACACGUGCCAAACUUCCGAGACUCAAAAUCUUAAAGUCAAAAUUGAGGACAUUUUCCGCUAUAUGCAUGCUAUGGAGAUGAGGAAGAUCCUCGAAGUCUGUGGCAAUGUUAAAAACUUCAAAUUUGUUCCCUCUUCUAGUGAGACUUAUUGUUCAUGCGAGGCCCAAAUGCAGUACUGCUAUCAAGCUACCAGGGCAGCCAGACUCUUGUCAGCUCUGACGGUAGGAGGUGUUAGAAUGAAGACCUCCACCAACAUAUCUGUUCUUGAUAAACUCUCAGAUGCUGCUAAAAGUCUUGAUCUGGAUUGCAUGGUGACCAUCGGUGGUAUUCUGACUGCCAAUAGCCGUUGCUUCAAAUGGGAUUACAAUCCAGACAAUCAAACUACAGCAAGUAGCACCAGUCCCGCAGUAUUGGUAGCCGUGCCCUCAAAGAGUGAAGUCACAUCAAUUAAACCUCGCAAAAACUUGAUCACGAUACGACUUGCUUCAUCAACAUUACCAUCUUUGAUCCCUAACAAAUCUGGUAACCAAAAUACUAACACCGAGUCUGACAAAACCCACAUGACGAGUUCUUCAUCUCCCUUUGAAGUUUCUCAGGCUCACUAUGCUCAUCCUCCCGUGAUGUAUAAAAAAAAUAAUGCCUCAGUACCGCCUACCGUAAGCACCAAUGUAUCAAGUUCCGCCUCAAAUCCUACUAUCUCGCCUGCAAAGCCACCAAAACGCGAUAUUGUCAGUGCUGUGCAGACCAUCAACAAGAAGAUUAACGAUAGGAAGACGCGCAUAAACUUGGAGCUAGAAAAGGUCCUGAGUAGUGUCGAUCUGCCGGUUGCCAAGAAUGCCUCAGUUAGCAGUUCCAGUGCCGAACAAGGACAUGUGAUGACGGUGAAGUGGAGCCAUAGUUCUCAUGCUGGCGCCACGUUAACACACAUAGCGAAACUACUCCAGGCGCACGUUGUCUUGGAUAAAACAAAUUCUAAGGACUCUGACGAGGCCUUUGGCUGCAAACUCUUCAUUGGAGACCUCAUAACAGCUGAGGCGUGCACUGAGCAUCUCAAUAACCGCCGUUUGGCUGACACAUUAAUAACUGCCACGCUUAAUAAGAAGGAAGAUGACGUCUCCAUUAUAGAAGAGUGUGAGGACCGGACUGCUGUGCUGAAAAAGCUCGAUGCUGCGCUGCUGAGGCACAACCAGGAAGUCGUACAGACACUGAGCAGACGCGCCUACCUCGCCCUGGACGUGUUUUCUUUCAAGAUCGAGGAAUGUCAGACCAAAUGCAACCACCCGCAGUGUCACGACUAUCACUCAGAGAACGACAGGCGUAGAGAUCCUCGUCUCAUUGAGUACAAAUCGCGGUAUUGCCCCAACAAGAACGCUUGCUCCGUGGGCGAUAAGUGUCCGCUGGUGCACACCUGGACCGAGAUGAUCGCUCACCCGCGCGUCUUCCGUGCCUCCCUCUGCCUCUCGCACUGUUCCUCCUCCAGACGCGUCUGCUCUUAUACUCACUGCGAUACUCCUGAGAUGUUUUACCACGCGAGCUGGCGCGACUUGCUAGUCACGGGACUCGUUCAUUCCUACACUUUCUUCACUGGCGCCGUCAGGAAUCUUUUCAGGCGUCAGGAAGCUGCAAAAGCGCUGGCUGUGGUGUUCGUGUCGCCACACCACCACGUGGCUGAGGCGGCCGUCGCUGUGGCGUCCAGCGUGGCGUCGCGCCAAAGACUCAAACUCGCCACCGUGUGCUCGGGCGACGAAGACAUCAACGGCUGCGUGGGCGUGGCGGGCACCGUGCAAGGCGUCCUGGGCGCCGUGCAGAGGCACGCGCCGCUGUCGCCCAUCCAGGCCUUCAUCGUGGACGAUUUCUCGACCAUCGAGCAGGACGAUGACCUGCUGGACGCCCUCGCCAGCCUCGUUUCUGCUCUCGCCGAGCCCUGCAAUGCCUUAUUCAAGAGAGUGAACAAAGUGGCGGUGUCUCAGCAGCCUUCCGACGACGACCUCAAGAGCGUCUCUGCGUUGUUCGGGACCGAGGUGACGCUGGUGCCCUCGGUGCCUGAUGUUGAACAAAUCAGUGUUGCACCAGGAAAAAGUAUAAAACAAUGUACUUCUGAAUCAAAAUUCACGAAGUCAAACGAGGUUGCAAACCUUGUACAUUCAAAGCCAAACAUCGCACUGGACGCCAAAGCCGUGCAAGAUAUCACUGUGUACAGUCAUCGAGAAGGGAUCAAAGAGUCGUCUAGUCAACCAUCAAGAGAGCCUUCUGGUAAACGCAGAGCAGAAGAAACAGACGAUGCAUCAUCUACUGCUGGCAGUAUUCAACUAAGUCUUGAGACACUACCGAAGAGAUUGAGAAAAUCCGUGCCUAUCACAACAAAAAGUGAACCCGUUGGACUUUCACCGAAACUGUUCCUCGUGGAAGAGCGUCAGCUGAAGCUAGAAGUUGACGAUGAAUAUAAAGUAUUCCAUGACAUGCCCGAGAUGCACCCCGACUACGAAGAAAUUCUCGAGACGUUCUCUGCAAAGUACGGCAGGCUGCCUGAGGGCACUGAAGACGAUUUGUGGGUCCGCUUUUGGGCAGAAAAAAUGGAUCUUCUCCAAGAAGAAGACCUUCGCAAACGGCGUGGGGAGCUCGUCGAAAAAUUCAAACAUGCUUCACUCGAGCAGAAACGUUCUAAACUGGUAUCGGAAAACCGCCAGUAUUUGCUCGCAGAUGUUGACCGCAGUUAUGUAUCAAUGAAAGAAUUUUGCGUGCGGGACGCAUUGGAUGCUCUGGACAGCGUCACAGAUGAGCUUGGUGUGCUGGGGCCGCCGCUGCGACGGCUGCUGCGCUGCGCCCGCGAUGCUGGAAGUUCCAGCCACAAAGCAAUGCAGUUUUUCACGAGCCGCGACAACGCUGCGCUUCUCAGAAUGUGUAUAGGCAAGCUUCAAAAAAUGGGCGUUCUGGCGCCUAAAAGCAAAGAAAUCUUGCUCAACCGAACUGCCGCACUUGCUGAAAAGCUGCUUCAAUACUCCGAAGAUUGUGAUAGAAAAUACGAGAUUUCUCGGAAGAAACUAUUUGAUCUUGACGUUCCCAGUUUAGCAAAAGAGACAGUUGGUCUUCCACCUGCUAAAAUAGUGCAGUUAAUUCGGAAGGCUCUGGGGUGUGAAAACGAAGAUUUCUUGACGAAAGAAGAGCUACAAGAAGUUUAUAUGAGCAUAUCUUCAAUCCACCUGAAAAUUGCGCUUGGAGACGACGCUGAAGAGAAUGAACUAGCGGAGAAAUCAUUAGAAAAAGAACGGAACUCACGAAAAGCCUCUAGUAAGAAAUUGGACAACCCUGAUGAUGGUUGCCUUCAAUCUUGUACUCGGCCUUUAACGUCAAAAAUAGCUUCGAACACCAACCGAUACACUAUCCGCAGCCCCGAAUUCACUAAAAAACGCUCGAGAUCACGAUCCGUUGAUGAGGAUACUGCGGAAUGUAAUAGUUCGAAUGCUGGAAAAUCGCUUGAGUUCCGACGAACGAUGGACGGAAUGCGAGAAGCGCCUGUGGAAAUUGACGAUGCAGCAAGUAAUCCUGGUCCCCGCCGAGUGGUGGAUCUUUAUUCGAAAUUAAGGAAGAACCAACUCGAGAUUGAAAUUAAAUCUGUAGGACUCAACCCAACUAUUCCUAACCAUCUAAACAAAUUCGGUGACAAACCAUUGGCUGAAAAUAACUUGAAUUCAAAAAUUCUACAAACAAUAGAUUCAAACAAUAGAAAAAGACUGUCCCUCGACGGUGAUGAUGAUGAUGAAUACAUGUCUUCACGAAGCACUGCUGGAGGGAAUUCUCAACCAUCAUCUGUUGGUUACAUCGAACAAAGUUCACCAUCUCAGCGAAGCGAUUUGCCUCGUUCCUGUAUGACGCUAAAUCGAACCGUCAUCGACGGGAAAAAUUUAUUAAGCUCAUCUGCAAUAGCAAAAGAAAGUCCACGUUUGUCUGAAACUAUUAUUGACUUGUGCAACAAGGUGGCAUUGCAUUUUGCUGAGAAACAAAAGAACCUGGAAAACGAAUCACGUCGUCAGCCAUACCCAGAGUCCAGACUUCACGCUGGUGUGGCGCCAACGUCAUCAAGUCUGCAAAAUAAUUAUUAUCCAUCGCUAUCGAGUAACGCUAGCCAAUAUGACAGACAAGAAUACCGCUCAUAUAAUGAAGACGUCAAUGUUGCAAAUGAAGAACAUUAUAGUACGAAAAACAGAGAGGUCAAGGACGUACUGACCUAUCAAAAACCUUCUACUUCCCGUGACAGUUUUUCUUAUAAGAAUAAUGAAAGCUCUUCUGGCAUGAAUAUCAACACCGUGGUGAAAUCAUAUAAUGUCAGGGAGAUGGAUGCACAUCAUCCUGGUGAUAAGAAUGAAUUGCAGCCGAGGCUGCAGAACUAUUCGACAAGUGACCAUUCAAGAAGUACUAACGAUGACACAGGAUGCCCAAUAGCGAUUGGAGCGAACAAUCCUGCUCUUCAGUACAAGCCUAGCCAUGAAUUGAAAUUGCAUGCUGACUCGAUGGUUGACUGCACUGCUUCAACCGAAAUAGCAGAAUCUGUUAUUCCAUCUCCAGAGGUUUUGAAUCACCGAUCUAGAAACAAUCCACCGCAGAAACGAACUCCUUCGCCUCCCUUAAUUCCUUCUGAGAAAAAAGAGCAAGAUUCCUGGUUUGUGUCAGAGGUUAGAAAAUGUGUUCAAAAACCUAAUCUGACCGUUGAUGAAUUUAAUGUUAGUCUCAGCAAUAUAUUCUCUAACAAGCCUCACGGCUACGUUUUGCAGCGUCAAGACCGAACGUUAGCCGAGGGGCUACAGCAACUCACGACGCUGCAUUUGACGCAGAGUGUGUUUAUAUGUGCGCUCAAGAAGCUCCUCGAUGAACUGUGAAAGAAGAGAAUUAUUCGUUCUUCACAAAGUUGUAAGUUUUCUUUAUGCCCAUAGCUGGCUUGUCUGCAUUCAUUUUGAAAGGUUCCUCUUGAUCUGUUUGAGUUAAAAUGAAAUUGUUAUUGUUUGCUAUUGAGAUAUUAUUCGGUGAACAUGUGAAACUUGAUUUUGCUGCAUUUAUUUUGUACCCUGAUUUAUUACGUCUUUAUCGACGUUCAAACUCUAUUCAGAAGAUGAAGUGACUAAAAACAUAUGUAAUGUAAUAGGAACUAAAAUCAAUAAAAAUGUGUGAAUGGAAACAUUUAUGUGAUAUUCAUAGCUUGAGCGAUUGUCCAGCAAGUGUCACUUUAUGCUUGAACGCACCUUCAACAAUAACUUUACGCAUGGUUCGUGAGCGUUACACAAGUGUUCUUAUUAAAGUGAUACAUUAGGAAGGAAUAGCUAUCACCAUCCUCCUAGUACAUUAGGAAGGAAAAUAGCUAACUCUGCUCUAAACAUUUGUCACGGAUAAAUUUGCACGUGAAAUGGCUAAGACCUUCUCAAAGAAUGACGGCCGUUAUGUUUGUACGUGGUUGGCGCACGCUUGACUUGAACGCCUACUUGGCUGACGAAUUUUGGGUUUCCUGCGAUUGUAUCUCUCCUCCCUAUUUAUAACCCAAACCUUUACACAGAACUAAUUAUAAUACCAUUGGAAUCAGUAAGGUAACAAACUUGAGGUAAGCAAUUUUUUUUAAACGUUGGACCUUGUUGAUUACAUGUGUUGCGAGUUGUCAAGUGCAGGUUGACUUGCAGUGUAUUUUUGGAUCACUACGAAAUUAUUUAUUUUUGUGCCUGUUUAUAAAAGUUAUUACUUUACAAAGUUUUCCUCAACAUUAUGCUGUUUAGUGUAGCUAAAUUCUUCAUUUUCGGAAAACAUUUGGUAGUAUGAUACAUUUUCCCACCAGUUGUUAUUCAACUCAAAUUUGAGACGCGCGAACUUCUGGAUUGUGACCAUCAUGGUGAAAAGAGGAGACGAUGCAGAAAGCGCUCAUUGAUCCUUUAUCAGGAGAAGGUAUCCUUUCGUGGCGGGACUGAAGUCCCGGUGGAGUUCUUCCUGGAGCACCUCCAUGGGACUUAAAGCGCUCCUUGAGCGUCUACCACUGCAUCAUCCCUGAGCGUCCGUCGUUGCAUCAUUCUUAAUCGACCGCCUCUGAAUCACCUCUAAGCGUUCGUCGUUGCUUCAUCACUGAUCGUCCGCUUCGGUACCAUCCCUGAUCAUCUGCCGGAGCACCAUUCAGAUCGUCCGCCCCCUGCAACAUCAGUGAUCGUCCGUCUCUGCCACACUACUAUCCAUGAAAGCAAGCCUGGCGCAGCAGUUUGACCAACAGAGCAGAUGAGAGGCAGUAGUCACUGUGAUAGAAAUCUUCCUACCUCCCACAGGACCGCGGUGGCGAGCAGGACCUACCUGCGUCUUGAGGACAGCGUGCGACGAAGGCUGCACACCAGCGCCAUCCUCGACGGAUUCCGCUGUGUAUUUUUAAAUUCCGUAAAUCUUGUUUGCUGUCAAUUUGUUGGCUAACCUAACGAAAUGUCAUUAAUGAAGUUAAUUUAGUCUAAGUCUAAGAAAUUAUCAAUUCAUAUAAUUAUUUUUCAAUUGGUGACAAGUGACUGUAGAUAUUAACUUGCUAGUCCUGUCUCGAUCACAGUGUAAGCUUGAAUGUAAAUAAGUGUCGAUAGAUUUCCUAGAGAGUUAAGUGAUAUCAUACUCGUUAUUUACUAGUGUUCGCUGCCAAAUUUAUAUUUUUUCAAGAAUGUGAUUGAUUUCACUUGGAAGAUUAUUAUAUACAAAAAAUGGCUUGAUCACA